Oreochromis aureus is the source of this 2896-nucleotide messenger RNA. Its product is annotated as trans-1,2-dihydrobenzene-1,2-diol dehydrogenase-like. The coding region runs from base 461 to 1465 and encodes 334 amino acids. The transcript is spliced from 7 exons. Lineage: Eukaryota; Metazoa; Chordata; Actinopteri; Cichliformes; Cichlidae. The record is from RefSeq and is a predicted model, not a curated record. Gene Ontology annotation, molecular function: nucleotide binding.
CAAGUUCUCUUGCGUAACCAAUGCUGUCUUAGUACACAUCUAUCGUCAGUUAUAAGAUUUUAAGAAAAAAUAUCAAUACGCCCAAUAAUAUCAAGCAAAAAUAAACUGUUAAUAAAUAUUGCGAGAAUCUUUAUUCCCUACGUGAAGAAAAACUAUACUUUGUAUUUGCCCGAGAGUUUUAAAAAGACAGGUCUGAUGAAAUCUAUGUUUGAUUUUUCCACGUUAUUCACACGCCCUUUCUUGCACCACCGCUAGAAGUCGCUUAAUAUCAAAAAGUAGGUAUUUUUCCUAAAAAUGGACUUGUGCAAACAAGCUAAGAGGCAGUUAUUUUUACAGGGCAGUGUAGUUUAGUAGGUGUCUUCUCCCGAUCUUGCAGGAUUUCCGAGAGGUCAUAGCGCAGGCUUUUUUUUUUUUUUUUCCUGAAGCAACACUAUAGCCUACUCAUUUGUCACUUGUCAACAUGGCAACUCGAUGGGGACUCUGUGGAGCUGGAAAGAUCAGCCAUGAUUUUUGUGUGGCCAUUAAGACUCUGCCUCCGGGAGAUCAUCGGAUUGCUGUCAUUGCAUCGAGGAGUAUUGACCGUGCCAAAGAUUUUGCCCAGAAACAUGGUAUUCCUAAGGCCUAUGGCAGCUAUGAGGAGCUGACCAAUGACCCAGAAAUUGACAUUGUAUAUCUGGGAGUGCUGCAUACAGAACACUGGAGAGUUGGCAUGCUGUUCCUCAAGGCUGGGAAAAACGUGCUGUGUGAAAAACCCUUUGCUAUGAACUCCAGAGAGGUGAAAGACCUCGUUGCCACAGCCAAGAAAAACAAUGUCUUCCUGAUGGAGGCCAUCUGGUCCCGCUGUUUCCCUGUGUAUGCUGAGGUGCGCAGGCUGCUGGCAGAGGAGGCGGUUGGGAAUGUGAAGCUGGUAAAAGCCUACUUUGGCUCCCCUCGGCUCAAAGUGCCUCGGUCAGAGCAGAAGGAGCUGGGUGGAGGAGCUCUGCUGGAUAUCGGAGUGUACUGCCUGCAGUUUGUGUUGAUGGUGUUCAAUGGUGAAAGGCCAGAGUCCAUCCAAGCCACAGGGGUGCUGCUUGACUCAGGAGUGGAUGAAUCAGUGGUUGUGACAAUGAAAUUCUCCAGGAAGAGGAUGGCCUUGUGUGCCUUUUCAAUUGCAGCCAGACUUCCAAAUGAUGCUGUCAUUGCGGGCACUAAGGGUUCCAUUAAAGUUCUUGGCCCCAUGCACUGCCCCACCAAACUGGUGGUGAAUGACAAGGAAACAGAGUACCCUCUGCCUGAGCCGUGUCUCCCUCUGAAUUUUACCAACAGCACCGGGCUGCGCUAUGAGGCAGCAGAAGUGAGGCAGUGCCUGCUUAAAGGACUUAAGGAGAGCCCACGGAUGCCUCUGGCAGAUUCUGUCUUGCUGACGGAGAUCAUGGAUGAAAUCAGGAAACAAGUGGGAGUUGUCUUCAGCCAAGACAGCCAGUGACGCCACUGUCAAGCAGAGCUGUUUCACCUGACCAAAUCCUACUAAGAUGUAACAGAAGAAGCUGUGGGAUUUACUACAAAGGAAGUUCAACAUAGCCAGGGUUAUUUUGCAAUGGGUGGCUUGACAAAACCUAAAAUCUAAAACCCAGAGAAAAUGCAUAUCACAACAGUGUUUCACAGCUUUCUCUGCUGAGCUCAGCUUUCUGCUUCACAUUCACAUGAAAAGGACAGGUUUAGCAACACAUGACUUUUUUCCAUAUAAAAUUAUCCCUAUAACUGCCUCCUUCUCUAUCUUUUGCCGGGUACUAGGGAGUUCUUGGGCGCCUUUAACCCUGGGACCCUGAUCUCAGCUCGUACCAAGGUGGCCGGCCUCUAGCGGGGUUGGCUGCCUGUCACUCCUGGUCCUUUGAGACUCCCAGCCCUUGGGCGUGGGUGCCCCAUUUAGGGCCUCCCUCGUCCUCCUGGGAUUGGCAUGCAGAUAUCGGUGAGAUGUGUGGCCUUAGGGCUUCAGUGCUCUUGGGGGCUGCAGAUGGCCCUGUUCUCCUGGAUUUAUCACUCCCUGGCUCUGGCUCCUGGGGGGUGUUAUGACAGCUUCCUACCCCAUUUUUAAGUACAUUUUGUGACAAAGACACACUCAAACUUGACACUCUCUCUCUUUAUCUUUCUCACACUCACACACUCCACAAGAAGAUUGUUAAUUUAUGUACCUGUGCAUUUUUGAAUGUUUGUGUUCCAGGUGUUGUAUAUUUGUUUUUCUUACAGGUGCGGCAGUUGGCAAUACGUUGUGCAUUUGUACUCUAUCGUUAUUAUUACAUGUUUGGCAAAACAGUGCCUACAGAUCAUAAUUCUGAUUGCAAAAGCUGCCAGGCAGGACAGGAUUUUUUUUUUUUUUUAAAUGAGCAUGAUUCUUUCAUUAGUGUCACUUCAUGGGCUCAGAAACAUUUCUAAAUCACUUUAUGUAAACACAGUUUGCUGCUCUAUAAGCUCUAUCAGGUAAAGAAGCCAUAUGAUCCCAAAAUAGAAGAAGAAAUACUGACAUUUUCCUUUGGCUGAAGUUCAUUAAAAUGGACUGAAGCAAAGUGCAAAACUGCUCUAUGGUCAGAUUAAUAGAAUUUCAAAAUUAUUAUUACAAAACAUGGACAUCAUAUCCUCCAGACUAGAGAAGAGAGGUAACAUCCAGCUUGUUAUCAUAUGGUUUGUCUUCUGUGUUCUAUUGUGAAUAAAAUUUGACAACUUCCUUUCUGUAAAUAGAAUCAAACAAGAUGAAAUAUCUUUAAAGUAUCUAUCUAUCUAUCUAUCUAUCUAUCUAUCUAUCUAUCUAUCUAUCUAUCUAUCUAUCUAUCUAUCUAUCUAUCUAUCUAUCUAUCUAUCUAUCGCUGUAACCUUAUUGCAAGGUUUUUUAGGGGAUUUUUGUUGUAAGAUAUGACUUAAA